AUUUAGAGAUGGUCCCUAAAUUAAACAGUGAGUCAUCUGACUGAACAGCAACAGUGAUUCAUUUGAGCUUGAAGCGACAAUCUGAUCGAUCAUGACGACCCACGAGUUUUUUGUUGACAUGACGUGUGAAGGAUGCUCUGGAGCGGUCACUCGAGUGCUUACAAAACUGGAUGUCAAGUUUGACAUUGAUCUGCCCAACAAGAAGGUCUUCAUCGAGUCGGACAAAGACACGGAUGUCCUUCUGGAAACACUGAAAAAGACUGGCAAAACUGUGACCUACAUCGGUCCGAAAUAAAAUAUUCUACAUUACAAACUCUAAGGUUUGAAAAUGAUGAUGUGGGACUCCCUCAUUGGACCGUACAUCACACAUCAAACAAAUUAUUACAUAUCUUCGGGACCACUGAAGGAAAUCUGUUCAGCGGGGCCUCCUGAAGAGCAGCUAGCAGGCUGAUUUAUAUCAUCUGUAUUAUGAGAAUGUUGAAAUCUAACCGUUUACAAUGUGGUUGUUUUCCUGCCACACAUACUUGUAAUUGUAUAAGUGUCUAGAACUUCAAAUAAAGGUUCCUGUAUUCACUGA
Molecule: messenger RNA, 577 nt
Organism: Cyprinus carpio (common carp)
Lineage: Eukaryota; Metazoa; Chordata; Actinopteri; Cypriniformes; Cyprinidae
Product: copper transport protein ATOX1-like
Biological process (GO): copper ion transport
Cellular component (GO): cytosol
Molecular function (GO): copper chaperone activity; metal ion binding
Source: RefSeq, a predicted model, not a curated record